AUGGCUGGGAUGAGGACGUUUGGGUACGAUGAGAACCAAAGGCUAAGGGGCUCGAUCACUGACAACAGUCAGUUCCACGUGGACAACUUAUCCAGCGCACACGUCUACCUUCGAUUGAAGCCUGGCGAAUCAUGGACAUCGAUACGUCAGGCAUUACUCGAAGACUGUGCCCAACUGACCAAAGCCAAUUCGAUCGAAGGCAACAAAAAGGACAACAUCACGGUCAUCUAUACGCCGUGGUCGAACCUGAGAAAGGAUGCAUCAAUGGCGACGGGCCAGGUGUCAUUCCAUGAUCAAAGAAUGGUCAAGAAAGUUCAUGUGGCUGUGCGGCAGAACCCUAUUGUCAACCGAUUGAACAAGACUCGGGUCGAAAAGUUUCCCGAUCUAGGAGCUGAAAGGGAAGCAGAUCAAAGAGAGAAGCGCAAGGUGGAAAGGAUUGCUCGAGAACAGCAGAAAGCGAAAGAUCGAGAGGAGAAAAGGCAACGCGAGGAACUACGGUGGCAGAAGGAUCAUGCAUAUGACGACCUGAUGAGGGAAGAGAAUAUGAUGAGCAACCAGGAUCGUGAUGCUGAAUUCUAUGAGGACGAUUUUAUGUAG
This is a messenger RNA of Exophiala xenobiotica, 597 nucleotides long. RefSeq lists its product as uncharacterized. NCBI's taxonomy places the organism in Eukaryota, Fungi, Ascomycota, Eurotiomycetes, Chaetothyriales, Herpotrichiellaceae. The record is from RefSeq and is a predicted model, not a curated record. The coding region runs from base 1 to 597 and encodes 198 amino acids. The transcript is spliced from 3 exons.